This is a messenger RNA of Durotheca rogersii, 1971 nucleotides long. RefSeq names its product Pex12 amino terminal region-domain-containing protein. Gene Ontology annotation, cellular component: peroxisomal membrane. Lineage: Eukaryota; Fungi; Ascomycota; Sordariomycetes; Xylariales; Xylariaceae. The transcript has a single exon. The record is from RefSeq and is a predicted model, not a curated record. The coding region runs from base 284 to 1681 and encodes 465 amino acids. Gene Ontology annotation, biological process: protein import into peroxisome matrix. Gene Ontology annotation, molecular function: zinc ion binding.
GGAACUUCUGACCCUCGUAUAUUUUGGUCCUUGCUCUCGUCUUCAACAACCGAGAUCACGACUCCGGUACUCCAUCGCGCGUGAGUUCUGCAUACGAUUCUGUCUCGGCAAUCAAAUAUCCAGAAACGAAACAAUAAAUCUCGAUACUAUGGACAUGUAAAGCCAGCCGAGUUCUGGCGUGCCAUUCCGGCUUCGAGCAACACGACCAACCACCGACCUAGCUAACUGCCCACGCCUUAACCUACCCGUCUGCCGAUCCGUCUGCUUCGCCUCGACCGCAACCAUGGCGUCGUCCGACAGUCCCGCGCCCCUCCCCUCCCCCGUUGCCUCCUCCUCCCUCGCUCCAUCCGCCUCGGACGCGCCGUCAACCGCCCCGACAUCCUCGCCGUACCCGUACGCCUUCGCGCCGGACGUGAUCCGCGCGCACCAGAAGGACGCCUAUUUCCAGGGGCUCCUGACGAGCCAGCUGUCGGACCUGCACCGGCGGCUGCUCGGGGCGCGGUCGGCGCACGCCUGGGCCGCCGAGUCGCGCAGCCUCGCCGACCUGCUGUACCUGUGCCUGACGACGCUGCCGGGGAACCGCACGCUCGGCGAGGAGUACUGCGACCUGGUGCAGGUGGAGGCGCACCGCGCGCCGCGCCGCGGCCGCGACGACCGCGACGGCGACGGCCCGGCCGGCGUCGCCACCCCGCUGCCCUCGCUCCGCCGCCGCGCCGCCUACAUCGCCGGCAGCAUCCUCGUGCCCUACGGGCUCGCGCGCCUCCUGCCCCGCAUCCGGGCCCGCAUACGCGCGCGCCUGCAGCGGAACCUGGGGCUCUCGCCGGCGGGCCAGGCCGAGCCCGACGACGGGGACGCCGACGCGGCGGCGUCGCCGACGUCGUCGUCGUCCACGCUCAAGUGCCAGCCCUCGUGGCGCGUCGCCCGCGCGUCGACCUCGACCUGGUCGUACCGCGUGCAGUCGUACCUGCUGGCGAACCUGGCCUCGCUCACGUCCGAGGCGCACGUGCACGCGGCCGGGCUCGCGCUCUUCUACUUCACCGGCUCCUACUACGAGCUCGCGAAGCGGCUCACCGGCCUGCGCUACGUCUUCGCCAGCCGGCCCGACGCCGCCGCCGCCGACGCCGCCCACCCGGCCGCCGACCGCGCCGGCUACGAGCUGCUCGGCCUCCUGCUCGUCGUCCAGAUGGCCGUCCAGGGCUACCUCCACGUGCGCUCGACGCUCGCCUCCUUCUCCUCCUCCUCCCUGUCCGUCCCGCCCUCGCCCACCGCCGCCGGCCGCAGCCGCGCCGGCAGCGUCGUCCAGCUCCCGCUCGACGACGCCUCCAACACCCUCCUCCUCGCUCCCUCCUCCGCCCCCGGCUCCGCCUCGGCCCGCCUCAGCCUGCCCCAGCUCACCCACACCCCGCCCUUGCCGCCGCCCCCCAUGGGCUCGGGCGGCGCCGGCCGCAGCCGCGCGCGCUACGACCUCGCCGACGCCGAGGCGCUGCGCUGGAUCCACGGCGCCCAGCAGCGCCGCUGCACCCUCUGCCUCGAGGACCUCCGCGACCCCGCGGCCACCCCCUGCGGCCACGUCUUCUGCUGGACCUGCAUCGCCGACUGGGUCCGCGAGAAGCCCGAAUGCCCCCUAUGUCGUCGAGGCGCCCUCGUCCAACACGUCCUCCCGCUACGGGCCGUGCGGUAGAGUGGCGCCCCGACUGCUGUCUCAUGACGAGGAGUAGAUGUGGGGAGAGGAGAGGAUGUCGCUUGGGACGCUGACUGGGUCGUAGGAUGCUGUUUUGGUAUGCUGCUAUUGAUAUAGGAGGAUGGCAGAAGUUGCGGAUGAGAUUAGUGUGCUACUAUCCAUACAUCAUUAGAAAGCUCGUGGAAGGGAAGGCGUGAAAGGAGUCACGACUUCCUAUAAGAUAGUCGGAUAUUGUAGAACUGUGUAUGUACCUAACGAAGAUAGAAUGACAUAUAGCAUCACGGCGUUGG